AGUGUCUCUUGAAUAUGAAAGUGAAACUGUUUCUGAUAAAAACCAUCUCUCCCUCAAGCCGUGUACUUUUUCACUUUCUUUUGGGCAUCAAAGAAGGUUCACACACCAUUAUGCUUCAAUCCACAAUGGAACACAGAGAGGUGCCAAGAUUGAUGAAGUACUACACCAUCACCACCGGCAAUACUAUGGAUUCUCAUAUCCAGUUUAUGCAACAACUUGGAGUAGGCUUCACUGAAGUGAUGUCACCAGAGCAGAGUGAUAUCAUCGUGGCUUUCUGUCCCAUCGUCUCUCGUGCUGGUACUGAUUUUGAGGCAGCACAGCAGCAGAUUCCAGAGGGUAAAGAUGUCAUUCUGGUAGUCCUGCAUCAUUAUUUUAACCCAGACUGCACUGCACCUGACAGCAGCAGACUAGUGACCAGAAGUGAUGUAAUACUCACAGUGGACUGUCUGUUCCAUGAGAGUAAGGGAGGACUACUGAACUGUCCUCGCAACAAAGCAGCAGUUGGUAAAAUUCGGAACCGGCUGAACAUGAAGCCAAAGACCAAAGACCAGAUGGACAGUGGGUGGACGAUUUUCUCUGUCUGUUGUACAAUAGUUGUAAUCUUGUCCAUUGGGACUUUUUUAAAGAAAAUUAUUUCAGAGAAAUAUGCUUAGCUUUUUGGCUGCAUGUCUGUUCCAACAGUGAAUCAAUGAUAACCUCACAACUGUGGAAGUGGGGCCAAUUCUAAACAUGUUUCCCACCAGAUAUACAUUUUCUGAUGUGAUAUCCUUCAAAAAUAGUAAAAGAGCAUAGAGGACUUGC
Molecule: messenger RNA, 801 nt
Organism: Oncorhynchus kisutch (coho salmon)
Lineage: Eukaryota; Metazoa; Chordata; Actinopteri; Salmoniformes; Salmonidae
Exons: 6
Coding region: 15-653 (212 amino acids)
Source: RefSeq, a predicted model, not a curated record